Molecule: messenger RNA, 885 nt
Organism: Fusarium pseudograminearum CS3096
Lineage: Eukaryota; Fungi; Ascomycota; Sordariomycetes; Hypocreales; Nectriaceae
Exons: 4
Coding region: 1-885 (294 amino acids)
Cellular component (GO): nucleus
Source: RefSeq, a predicted model, not a curated record
AUGCCGCCCCGAAAAAGAAGCGCCCCAGAGGCUAGUGAAGAAGCCACGCCAAAGCGACGAUCUCUACGACAAGCAGCAUCAAAGACUCAACCGGAGGCCGAAGCAGCUCCAGUGACCAAGACAAGUCCCCCAAAGAAACCAGCAAAGGCGACAGUAAAGAAACAGGAAAAGGAGCCAAAGCCUUCACCAAAGCAACAAAAACCAGCCGCAAAAGAAGCUGCAAAGCCAAAGAAACCCGCGACAAAACAAGAAGCCAAAACUGGCACCCGCGCUGAAUCUGAAGAUCCAGAUAUUGACUCCAUCCCCACGACAAAUCCAGAUGCGCCCAGGCAUGAUGGGCAGUGGUACUGGCUCAUGAAAGCCGAACCAGAGACGCGCAUCGAGAAUGGCGUCGAUGUCAAGUUUUCAAUUGAUGAUUUGAGGGCCAAGACAGAGCCUGAAGGAUGGGAUGGUAUUCGAGCCUAUGCUGCACGAAACAACAUGAGGAAGAUGAACGCGGGUGAUCUUGCCUUUUUCUACGCCAGCAACUGCAAGGAACCCGGUAUAGUCGGCGUCAUGGAAAUCGUCAAGGAAUUUUCAGAAGACCGCUCCGCUCGCAAACCCAGCGCUCCAUACUACGAUCCCAAGUCGACCAAAGAGAAACCCAUCUGGGACCUGGUGCACGUCGAGUUCCGAAAGAAGUUUGCCGUACAAAUUGGUCUCAAGGAAUUGAAAGAGCUGGGAAAGGCUGGUGGUCCGUUGGAGACAAUGCAGUUGUUGAAACAAUCUAGACUUAGUGUGAGUCAAGUCAGUGGUGAUGAAUUCAAGUUCUUGUGUGAGUUGGCGGAUAAGAAGGCCAAGGAUGCGGGACUGAAGCAUGACGAAGUAUUAGCAGAAAGGGACUAG